AUGACAAGUAUUAUCAAGAAUCAAAUUAUCAAGCAUCUUUCAAAAUUUGUUCGCAAUAUUACAGCCGAUCAAAUCAGCGUGCAGAUUUUGAGUGGUAAAGGAGAACUAAAGAACAUCGAAUUAAACGAAAUAGUCCUAAGUGAAGUACUUGAAUUACCAACAUGGCUACGAGUUAAGCGAGCAGUUUGCAAUAGAAUAGCUGUUAAAGUUCCAUGGACGAAGUUGAAGUCACAACCAGUUAAACUAUUUAUUGAUGAAGUACGGGUAGAGGUCGAGCUUAGUUCAGAUGAAUUUGUUGACUGUGACUCAAAUUCUUUGAGUGCUUUUGGAGACUCAACAUACGGAUUUGCUAAUCGAGUUGCUGAAUUGAUGUCACUUUAUGUUAAUUCAGUGGAGAUUGAUUUCGAUUCUGGUGUUUUUCGUGGUUCUCUAACGCUCUCGAGACUGGCGGUUGAAAGUAAGAGCCCGACCUGGCAAACAGUCAAUGAUUUGCGAUAUACUCGACUUGUAGAUACGAAUACUAGCAAAUUACUUAUGUUUAAAAUGGUUACAUGGCAGUUAUUACGUAUCGAAGCAUCUGCACAAGCUAAUUCAUCGUGUAAUGCUAUAAAUGCUCCAUUAAGAUUGAUUACUAGCAAUGGAAAGAGUAGAAUCAGUGUGAAAAAGUCCACUGCUGAUGGUAGCGUUCUUGGUGGUCGUAUACAGUUAAUAUUAGACGAUAUUUUGUGGAUUGCUACUUUACCGCAAAUACGGUCUGCUAUCACAUUUUACGAUCAUAUCAUGAAUAUAAUCAAAGCAGCUUCCAAGAAAGUACCAACGUUAUACCACAGAGAGUGCAUCGAAAUAAAACCGCCAGUGGUCAAAUCGCCUCCUUCGAUUCCGGUUUCAGCCAUAUUUCGCAAUUUCGAUUUUAAUCGAACAUCGUACCAUGUUUAUGUUGGCAAAAUUGAUCUUCAUCUCUGUGAUGAUAAUCAAACCUCGGAUGGUUAUCCUGAAGAUUGGGAUAUUAUUUGUGGUGCACUACAGGUAACCUUAUUGCGCCUGUCCGUUGAUUUUUAUCCAGCUAACAACGCUAUAUCUGAUCGUAGUGAUUGGAUUCGAUAUGAUAACGCAAAUCAUUGUGCUGCCUGGGUCCACAAAAUAUUACAGUUCCACCUGCGGAAGCUUUGCACUGAAUUAGAUGCUAGUGCACAAUCUCGAAUAGUUGAUUUGUGGCCAGAGUUAAUGUCUCAGAAUUGUGUGAUACGAAUGUAUGAUAUUAUUGUCCAGUGUGUGACGGAUAUGAAUUCCAAAAAGGAAACAUUGUUUAAUCUGUUCAUGUCGGAUCGUAAAUUAAAUAUCGCAGCACAAGGCGAUUGUCCUGUUUUCCAUCUCGAGUUUACUUCUUUUUAUCACCCAACAUGUGAAAAUUUCCCAGUGCCCUCAAACAUCACACAUCUUUUACUUGGUCCAUUUUUUUUCGUAGUCGAUCAAAGAACGAUUCGAUGGCUCUUAUUCAUAAUCGAUGAUAUUAAAUAUGCUUUACAAAUCUCUAGCAUAAUGCCUGAUGGCUCAAAGAUACCCAAAACCUAUCUGCGCAUCAAUCUAUUUAUGCCCAAGAUAAUAAUACCAUUAAAAGACUCGUUUGUAUCUGAUACGCGUUUCGCACGCAGAAUUGUGAUAAGCAUGAGCACUUUGCUGGCUACUAAUUACGAAACAGUUUCCGGUGACGAGUCAAAUUCGUUUUUUAAGUCGAUUUCAUCAAAUGUAAUUGAUUUCAUCGACCAUGUUGGCCUUCUGGUUAGCAAUGAGAAAUUGAAAGAAUUCAUCUUACAGUUGAAUCAAAAUUCGUGUGAGAAUGUUGAUGAAGCGGAGCGGAUUUGGAUAAAUACAUCACCGGUUCGAAUAAGCACAGAUUUCGCAGAAGUAUCGAGUACACCUUUGCUUGGUGAUGUUGCAUUUCAUGCGCUUCUUAGUGUUAAACCAUUGAAAGUAAGUAUGGCACUGCAACCGAUGUCGAAGAUUCGAAUUGCGGUUGAUCAUUUUCAGUUCCUUCAAAUCAUGCGUCUAAUUUCAUAUAUAUCAACUUUUGUGGAUCAACUUAUUGAUGACCAAAAAUUUUUCUCUGCUAACCGUAGCAAUGGAAAUGGCCCGGCAAUUGAAAUGAUUUGCUUCUUGAAUGAGGCUGAACUUAAUAUUAUACUGCCAAAUCAGCCAAUUCCAACCCCCUACGAUCUUAAGGAAACAGUGUUCCAAUCAUCAGCAACAUCUUCAGAUGGCUAG
Molecule: messenger RNA, 2262 nt
Organism: Brugia malayi
Lineage: Eukaryota; Metazoa; Nematoda; Chromadorea; Rhabditida; Onchocercidae
Exons: 17
Coding region: 1-2262 (753 amino acids)
Source: RefSeq, a predicted model, not a curated record